CCCGUGGUGGUGCUGCAGGGCGGAUGUUUGUGGUGGGCUGCAGCCUGGGACCCCUGAUGCACUACUGGUACCUCUGGCUGGACUCGGCGUUCCCGGCGCGGGGCGUGCGCAGCCUCAGGACGGUGCUGAAGAAGGUGCUCAUCGACCAGCUGGUGGCCUCGCCCAGCAUGGGAGCCUGGUACUUCAUGGCCAUCGGCACGCUGGAGGGCCAAUCUCUCCAGGAGAGCUGGGACGAGCUGAAGGAGAAAUUUUGGGAAUUCUACAAGGCCGACUGGAGCCUGUGGCCGGCGGCGCAGAUCCUCAACUUCCUCUUCGUGCCGCCCGCCUACCGCGUGGUGUACGUCAACGUGGUGACCCUGGGCUGGGACACCUACCUGUCCUACCUCAAACACAGGCCCCGCAGCUCCGGGCAGGAGCCACCACGGCAGAGCCAGAGCAGCGCCGGCGCCUAGAGAGGGAGCAGCCCCUCCAGAGCAGCCUGGAGAUGCAUUUCUGGGCAUUGUGGAGCCCCCCAAGCUGAAUGAGGGGAUGGCCAGAGCCAGCCCCGCCACCUGCUGAUUAACUCAUCUGCUAAUUACAGCCACGGGUUGGGGUUGUAACAAUCUCUUGUUGCAGGAGAAGCUGUAAAGUGAUUUCUUCCGGGAUUUGCCCGCAGAGCAAACCAGUGCCCUUGCUGCUCCUCCAGCACCUUCCAGCCACCUGGAUCCCCACUAAAUGGAUUUUGGGAAGGAAUUCUUCCCUGUGAGGGUGGUGAGGCCCUGGAAUGGAAUUCCCAGAGCAGCUGUGGCUGCCUCUGGAUCCCUUGGAAGUGCCCAGGGCCGGGUUGGAGCAGCCUGGGAUGGUGGGAGGUGGCAGGGGUGGGAAGGGAUGGGAUUUAAGCUCACUCCGACCCAAACCCACUCUCUGAUUCACUCUGGCUGCUCCUCUGCUCUCCCUGCAGCUCCUCACUCCUUCCCCUCCUGCUUUUUCUCUUCCAGCUCAAGGAUAAAAUCCCUGCACUCCCCCCAGCUCCUGUUUCCCCCCCGGCUCGGGCGGGGGCUGCAGCCACCUGGAUCCUCUAUAAAUAGGGAUGUGAUUGCGGCGCUCAGGAGGAGGCAGGGGAGGGUUGGAGCCAAAUUUUGGCAGAGUUUGGGCCAUCACAUCCCUCUGCUCCCAGCCCUGGGCAAGCUGGAUGCUCCCUGCAUAACCCAAGAACUGAAUUAUUUCCAGUGUCAAUGAAAAUUGCCCGAAUGGGGUUUUGUUUGUUUAUUUUAACUUGAUUUUUAAAGCUGUGCCUUAAAUGCUCUGCCCUGGUCCCUGCUGUCACACACCCAGGGGGGAUUCAGCUCCUCCCUCAGCAGCAGCAGGAGCCAUUUGGGGGAUGAUAAUUUUAAAAAAAUCCAAUUAAUUUUGCUCCUCUCUUGGCAACUCAGGGACCCCGAGGAACUUCUGAUCAGCAAUUGGUUUAUUUCUUCACAACAUUUCUUUUAAUACAGUGAUUUUUAGGAAA
Molecule: messenger RNA, 1489 nt
Organism: Onychostruthus taczanowskii (white-rumped snowfinch)
Lineage: Eukaryota; Metazoa; Chordata; Aves; Passeriformes; Passeridae
Product: mpv17-like protein 2
Exons: 4
Coding region: 24-452 (142 amino acids)
Biological process (GO): mitochondrial ribosome assembly
Cellular component (GO): cytoplasm; membrane
Source: RefSeq, a predicted model, not a curated record